AUGAAACUCCUUGAACCCGUCGCCUGUACUGCAGCGCUGAUGACAAUCGUCGCUGCCGACUGGCAAUUCAAGUCUCGAACAGACCUGGCACCACCUCGUCUGAACAUCACCAUCCCGGCUGCAAAGGAUGUCGAGAAAGGCUACCUCUUCGUCGCACCUUUCCCGGGUCAGUGGUCCGAGCCUCAGUUUCACGGUCCCCGCCAGGAAGCUCCCUAUAUCUUCCGGGAUGAUGGGGAACUCGUAUGGUCGGGCUAUACCUACUUCUCCAUCUGGGCGGCCAACUUCCAAAAGGCGAAGUGGAAGGGCCAGGAUGUGUUGUUCAGCUUUGAAGGUGACCAUAACCCGGCUUAUGGUCAUGGUCAUGGCCACGCCACUAUUCUGAAUCAGCAUUAUGAGACCAUUAGGGAACUGCGUGCUGGUAACCACAAGCUGAUGGACAAGCAUGAGUUCCAUAUCGUCGAUGAGAAGACCGCGUUGCUUCAGGUUUAUCAGCCUGUCCCAACAGAUCUGUCACGCUGGGGUGGUAGUCCCGAACAACAGUGGAUUGUCAAUGCAAUCUUCCAGGAAUUGGACAUUGAGACUGGAGAAUUGCUCUUCGAGUGGUCUAGUCUUGAGCAUGUCACCCCUGAUGAGGCUGUUCUUCCUCUUAACCCUGGACAAGCGGGUGCAGGCUACAACUCCUCAGACGCAUGGGACUACUUCCAUAUCAACUCCGUGGACAAGGAUGCCGAAGGCAACUACUUGAUCUCUGCUCGCGAUGCCUGUGCCGUGCACAAGGUCAACGGUACCACCGGCGAGAUCAUCUGGCGACUGGGUGGUCUGCGAUCCGACUUUGGACUCGGUCCUAACGUCAACUUUUGCUUCCAGCAUCACGCACGGUUUGUGGAGCAGGGCGAUAAUGAAGAAAUCAUCUCCCUCUUCGACAACUCUGCCCACGGAACUGAAAACCACCGCGGCAAAGAAGUCCACACCCAUCCUUUCUCGCAGGGUAAGGUCAUCUCCGUCAAUACUGCUACCUGGACCGCGGAGAUUGUACAGGCCUUCCAGCCUCCCGAUGGACUCCUGGCCAAAUCCCAGGGAAGCACCCAGCUUCUUCCCAACGGCAACGCACUGGUGAACUGGGGCUCUGAGGGCGCCAUGACUGAAUUCCGUGCCGAUGGUACACCCAUCUUCCACGCUUACAUGGACUCCGGACUCUUGGGCGAGGGCGUCCAAAACUAUCGAGCGUUCCGAUACAACUGGACUGGCCUCCCAACCGAAGAGCCGGCUAUUAUUGCUGAAAAAACUGCGUCAGGAACUGCAGUCUAUGUCUCCUGGAACGGCGACACCGAGACUGCAGUCUGGCGGUUCUAUGCAAUCACCGACCGAUAUGGGUCGCGGUCAUUUUUGGGCGAGGCGAAGCGUGAUGGCUUCGAGACUUCAUUCCUGUUCAGCGGCCACUCGUACCAGACCUGGGCGGCUGAAGCUGUCUCUGCUCGUGGUCGCGUCCUGACUACCACUCAAGUUGCUCAUAUUCAGGAUGCUGUCCUUCCUCCCCAUGACAGCACCCUCGAUGUGAAUACAGAGGAUCGUGGUUCUUGGAGACAGUUAGUUUUGCAGGCUUAG
Messenger RNA from Penicillium canescens, 1605 nucleotides. RefSeq names its product arylsulfotransferase family protein. Bases 1 to 1605 code for a protein of 534 amino acids. Lineage: Eukaryota; Fungi; Ascomycota; Eurotiomycetes; Eurotiales; Aspergillaceae. The record is from RefSeq and is a predicted model, not a curated record. The transcript has 3 exons.